Molecule: messenger RNA, 1122 nt
Organism: Antechinus flavipes (yellow-footed antechinus)
Lineage: Eukaryota; Metazoa; Chordata; Mammalia; Dasyuromorphia; Dasyuridae
Gene: NGDN
Product: neuroguidin
Exons: 11
Coding region: 25-972 (315 amino acids)
Biological process (GO): maturation of SSU-rRNA from tricistronic rRNA transcript (SSU-rRNA, 5.8S rRNA, LSU-rRNA)
Cellular component (GO): nucleolus; small-subunit processome
Source: RefSeq, a predicted model, not a curated record
GGGUGGGGAAGCGACGCUUUUAAGAUGGCGGCGUCGGAGAUGCUAGAGUCAGACCUGCCACUUGCUCUCUCUCUUUUAAACAACCUCCAGGAGCAGGUGGUGGCUGUAACUUCACAAGUUCAAGCUCUGACAAAGAAAGUUCGGGCUGGAGCCUACCCUACAGACAAAGGCCUCAGCUUUCUGGAGGUGAAAGACCAAUUGUUACUCAUGUACCUCAUGGACCUUAGCUACCUGAUCCUGGACAAGGCUUCUGGAAGUUCACUUCAGGAACAUCCUGCAAUCCUGAGACUAGUGGAGAUUCGAACGGUUUUGGAAAAGCUUCGUCCUUUGGAUCAAAAACUUAAGUAUCAAAUAGACAAAUUGGUGAAAACUGCAGUGACAGGCAGCCUCAGUGAAAAUGAUCCACUUCGAUUUAAACCUCGUCCCAGCAAUAUGAUAAGCAAGUUGAGUUCUGAGGAUGAAGAUGAUGAAGAAACUGAGGAGGGACGAAGUGGGGUUUCAUUAAAGAAAGCCAUAAAAGGAGCACCCAAGAAAUAUAUUCCACCUCGUUUGGUUCCGGUGCAUUAUGAUGAAACUGAAGCUGAGCGUGAAAAGAAACUUCUGGAACGAGCCAGGAAGAGGGCCUUGAGCAGCUCUGUCAUCCGGGAACUCAAGGAGCAGUACUCGGAUGCCCCUGAAGAGAUCCGUGAUUCCCGGCAUCCCCAUGCCACUCGCCAGAGCCAGGAGGAUCAACACAGGAUCAAUUAUGAGGAGAGCAUGAUGGUGCGUUUGAGUGUCAGCAAGAGAGAGAAAGGACGGCGGAAACGAGCACAUGCUAUGAGUUCCCAGCUUCAUUCUCUCACACACUUCAGUGAUAUCAGUGCCUUGACAGGGGGAACCCCCCAUCUUGAUGAGGACCAGAAUCCCAUUAAGAAGCGAAGGAAGGUGCCUAAGAAGGGUAGGAAGAAAAAAGGUUUUCGGAGGCGGCGGUGAUUUUCUCUGUAUGUUUUUGUAUACAUAUAUCCACCCUGGGACUCUUAUGCUCCAUGGGGUUCUGCUGUUUAUAUUCAGCGGUUGUUUGCUUCAAAUACAUUUGUAGAACCAUCCUUAUUAAUAAAAUUAAAUUAAUUUUAAAAAUGAAAA